AUGUCGGAGGAAUCUCAAGUGCGAUCGUUUUAUUCCGGUAAAAACUUCUUCAUAACAGGAGGUACUGGUUUUGUUGGAUUAUGUCUAAUAGAAAAAAUACUGAGAAGUAUACCUGAUGUAGGAAAAAUAUACCUAUUAAUGAGACCAAAGAAAGGAAAGGAAAUAUCUGAGAGGCUACAAGAAUUUCCUGUUCACCCAGUAUUUGAAAAACUUUUAGAAACAAAAUCAAAAGAUAUAUUCAACAAGUUAGUGGCAAUCUCCGGUGAUGUUGGUUCGGUAGAUCUAGGACUAAGCAGCACGGACAGACAGAUUCUUAUAGAUAAUGUGAAUGUUGUAAUACAUUCCGCUGCAACAUUGGAUUUUGAAGAAGGAUUGAAACAGACGGUGACCAUCAAUGUGCUCGGUACUAGAAGAGUUAUGGAAUUGUGUGGACAGAUAAAGGAUUUAAAGGUAAUGGUCCAUGUGUCUUCAGCUUAUGUCAAUUCAUAUCUAACGGAAGUUUAUGAAAAAGUCUAUGACACACCUGCGGAUGUAGAAUCUAUUAUCAACUUAGCGGAAAAAUUGAGCGACCAGGCAUUACAUGAUAUGGAGAAAACACUUAUGAAGGACCAUCCAAACACAUAUACAUUCACAAAGCAUUUAGCGGAGCAUGAAGUGAAGAAAUAUGAGGAUAAAUUCCCAUGCACUAUCGUCAGACCAACCAUGAUUGUGGCGGCUUGGAAAGAACCAGUUGUUGGUUGGACGUGCUCUAAAGUAGGCCCUCAAGGGUUUCUCAUGGGAGCUUCGAAGGGCGUGGUGCGUCGCCUGCCCCUGAACAAGGAUACGGUGGCAGACUAUAUCCCAGUGGACGUGGUGGUCAACCAGCUGCUGGUGGCAGGAUGGCACGCCGCUGUCCACAAGCCCGGUCUGACAGUGUACCACUGUUCGUCCUCAACGCAGAAACCAUUCAAAUGGUCAAUGUUAGAAUGCCAGUUCAACAGCAUGCUAACUAACUAUCCUUUGAAAAGUGCUGUGUGGUACCCAUAUUUAGAUUUCGUCUCAUCGCUUUGGCUGUUCCGUCUGUCGGCCAUUUUUGUUCACUUCAUACCGGCGAUUUUUCUUGACAUGAUACUUAGAAUAAGUGGGCAGAAACCUAUACUAUUCCGUCUACACAGAAACGUAUGGAACUCGUUGCAACGUUUGGAGAGGUUCAUCUUCACAGAGUGGAUGUUCCACAACACUAAAACUAGAGAACUGAAUGAGUUAUUGAGCAAAGUUGAUAAGGAGUUGUUCUACAUUGACAUACAGACGAUUGUUUGGCAAGAGUAUUUCGUGAAUCUCCAUCUUGGUGUGAGGAAAUAUUUGAAUAAAGAGAGCGAGAAAACUCUACCCGCUGCCAUUAAGAAAAACUACAUAUUAAGAAUAGUGCACAUAGUGUGGCAGAUACUCGUCGUUUUCUUCGUAUGGUUCCUGGUGUCCAGGGUGUUGGGUCUCGCCAUGCUCCAUACGCCAUGGAUGCCACCAGUCAUUUACUUCUUGUACAGCUUGCUU
Molecule: messenger RNA, 1530 nt
Organism: Brenthis ino (lesser marbled fritillary)
Lineage: Eukaryota; Metazoa; Arthropoda; Insecta; Lepidoptera; Nymphalidae
Source: the annotation of a GenBank genome assembly